Neltuma alba is the source of this 567-nucleotide messenger RNA. Its product is annotated as BAHD acyltransferase At5g47980-like. The transcript has a single exon. Lineage: Eukaryota; Viridiplantae; Streptophyta; Magnoliopsida; Fabales; Fabaceae. The record is from RefSeq and is a predicted model, not a curated record. Bases 1 to 567 code for a protein of 188 amino acids.
AUGGAAAUGUGCGACAACGGCGUCAAGAAUAAACCUAGAAAUAACCAAAAGACCUUCAAAGGUAUUCCAAGCAAUAAUGUUCGUAAAAGGACAAAGCCACCAUUACCAGAAACCUCCGUCGGGAACUGCUUCUUCGUAGCAGAAAUAGAAGAGAUUAAUGACAGUAGUACAAACAUGGACUUAUUACAAACAUCGGUGGUUCAGCUAAGGCAAGCUCUUGAAUUAUUUUCAAAGGAACGUGCUCAUGAACUUGAAGAUAAAAAUAAUGCUUUGUCAAUACUAAGUGAUGGAUGGAAGAACAUAGAAUUGGCUUACAAGGAGGGCAUAGAUUUCUAUAUGUGCUCGAGCUGGUGCCGUUUCGAGUUUUAUGAAGCAGAUUUUGGGUGGGGAAAACCCAAGUGGGUGAGUAUCCCGUCUACGAAGGUAAAUAAUUCUAUUGUUCUAAUGGAUACGAGUGACGGAAAAGGAAUAGAAGCAUGGGUGACUUUGAGUGAACAAAAUAUGGCCUUCUUGGAGAGAAACCAAGAAUUGCUUGAUUUUGCAUCCUUAAAUCCAGCUAUCAUAUAA